ACACAGAACACUUCCCGGUAUGAGGACACACGGGGGGGGGGAAUGUGUUCCUUGUUUCCGCCGGACCUUUCCAAGAGACGGACUCAUUUCCGGAUCUGUCAUCCCUCGUUCUGCUUAAAGAGGGACAGUUAAAGCCCUGGGGGGUCUGUGGUUCCGGAUUUGGACGGGUUAGUGGGUCAGUGUGAGAACAGGCUCCGGUCUGGCCCUCCGAACACAAACAGCAGCCUGGUGACGGAUUGGGAAGCAAAGCAGAAAGGCAGCUGCCAGCGGUGCAGCGAGCCUGGUGAACAAAAUGUCUGAGAGCCCGGAGAAGAGCGUGUCGGUGUCGGCGCAGGAGCUGAAGGAACAAGGGAACCGCCUCUUUCUGAGCCGCAAGUACCUGGAGGCCGCCGCCUGCUACAGCCAAGCCAUCACCCACAGUCCCUCCGUCCCUGCGUACUACACCAACAGAGCGCUGUGCUACGUGAAGCUGCAGCAGUACGACAAAGCUCUGUCAGACUGCAGACAGGCUCUGGAGCUGGACACUCAGUCCGUCAAAGCUCACUUCUUCAUGGGUCAGUGUCACCUGGAGAUGGAGAACUACGACGAAGCCAUCGGUAACCUACAGAGAGCUUAUAACUUGGCGAAGGAGCAGCGGCUGAACUUCGGCGACGACAUCCCCAGCGCUCUGCGGAUAGCGAAGAAGAAACGUUGGAACAGUCUGGAGGAGAAACGGAUCAACCAGGAGAGCGAGCUCCACGGUUACCUCACCAGACUCAUCAUGGCCGACAAAAAGAGGGAGCUGGAGGGCUGCAGACAGAGGCAGGAAGACAAGUCAGACGACAGCAGGAUUCAAAACGAUGUGAAGGAGAUCCACAACAAGCAUGACAAGUUCCUGUCAGACAUGGAGGAGCUGUUCAGUCAGGUAGACGAGAAGAGGAAGAAGCGAGAGAUCCCAGACUUCCUGUGUGGAAAGAUCAGCUUUGAGUUGAUGAGAGAGCCCUGCAUCACGCCGAGUGGAGUCACCUACGACAGGAAGGACAUCGAAGAGCACUUACAGAGAGUCGGCCACUUCGACCCGGUGACGCGGACCCCUCUGACCCAAGACCAGCUCAUCCCAAACCUGGCCAUGAAGGAGGUGAUCGAUGCUUUCAUCAUGGAGAACGGCUGGGUGGAGGACUACUGAGCGGUGAGAGGAAGAAUGAAGAAGAACAAGCUGGAGGUGUGGCUGUCUGUGGUGUUAUUGAACAGCUGUGUGAUGUCAUGGUAAUGUGUCCCAUUCCUCCUUUUCUUUACACUUAGAGCUCUGACAGAGUCUCACACACACACACUGCACGCCUCACAUCGGUACGUCUGUGAGGGUUCGUUGCUCAGGCUGCUCUGUGGAGGUGGAUUAGGUCGGUGUGUUCAGUCAGUCAGUCAGUCGGUCACUUAGAGGAGCUGCUGUUCGGUCAUCAGGUCAAAACUGCUGCAAAUCAACGCCUCUCUGAAACUGAAAUACUGCUGUGUCCUUAAAGAGAGGUUCAAAGUCGACCACAGCAAGAGAACAGAUACAUAAAACACACGGUUAAAGAUGCACUUUAAAUGUGGUGAUCUGGCUCUCACUAGGGGGCGCUGUGUGGGAAAUCUGGAACAUGAUAAUGAAAAGAAAGUAGAGUACUUAAAGUUUACUCCACUGAAUAAACACAGAGACACAAACCAAAGGAUGUCACGUCGAUCAGAGAAAGUAGGCGCUCCUACAUGUCCCACUGAUAAUGUCUGUGAUGAUUAUAUAAUCUACAGCACCUUUAAAAUAUGUCACAAAGAAGCACUUUAUAUUAACUUAUAAACAUUAUAGACAAAAUUGAAUGUUGGUAUUAAAAGUACUGAGGAAACUUGUGUGAAUCUUUCAGUUCGUGUCAGCUUUGGCGCCCCCUAGUGGACAGAGUUGCACCUCCAAUCUCUUUACUUAUGAAGUGUUCACCUCGUCCUCAUUUCCCAAAAUAGUCCAAAAGACAAUCUCCCCCCUCUUCUUUAUUGUAAAUAUGUAAACAGAGGAGACUCAACAUGACUUCUGCUUCACUUUAGAGUCCAUACUCAGACUUUUCAAUCAGACGUGGCUCUUAUUUUAACCUGAUUUUAUUAAAAUACGGUAGAAGAAAGUAUGAAUGAACGUAUCCUUCGUCCUUAUUUUAUCCUUUUUGGAUGCUUCUUGUUUGUGUAAUUGUCAAACUAACAUUCCUGAUGAUUGGCUCCUAAUCAGCAUGUGCAGGAGUCAGUGAGUUCAGGAUGACGGAUCAGCAGCUCCUCUCUGUUUCCUUUCACUGGGACCAGAAGGUCCAGAUUCUGAUCAGCCCAGAUGUUUAAAAACCAUCUGAAGGUUUCAUCUUUUGCAUUCCUUGUUACUGAUUUGUGUCAUUUGGAAGUCUUACUGUAGUGUUAGUGAAUGUAGUGAUCCAUACAAUCAGUGCUGCUGGAGCCGCUCUGCGUUCAAGCUUUAAUGUGAGGAAGUGUUGUGUUUGCUGGCAAACCGAAAAAUAGGAAAAUGUAAGGAGGAUCAUUCCAAUCGUUUUCUUUUUAAUGAGCUCUCUGAUGAAGGUUCUUUGUGCAGAAUCUAAAUGUUCUUUUUAUUUGAUGGACUUUGUUUAGGUACACCUCUGUUUGAAACAUUAGUGGACACAUCUCUCGUUUGUCUUUGCUGUAUUUGUUUAAAGACGUGUUUCUGCUUUGACUCAAUCAAGUGAAUUUCUGGUUUUCUGCAUGUUCAUACUGUAACGAGAGCCGAAGGGAACAAAUUUACUUCAUUUAUUCAUCAUUCAGCAAGAUUCAAACAGGAACAAUCAACCUGCUGCACUGUAAACACACAACAACAACCAUGUUUGAAAACGUGAUGAAAUAAAUGUUCCAUGUUUCCUA
Notolabrus celidotus (New Zealand spotty) is the source of this 2874-nucleotide messenger RNA. RefSeq names its product E3 ubiquitin-protein ligase CHIP-like. The record is from RefSeq and is a predicted model, not a curated record. NCBI's taxonomy places the organism in Eukaryota, Metazoa, Chordata, Actinopteri, Labriformes, Labridae. Gene Ontology annotation, molecular function: ubiquitin protein ligase activity; protein-folding chaperone binding. Bases 293 to 1165 code for a protein of 290 amino acids. Gene Ontology annotation, cellular component: cytoplasm; Z disc. The transcript is spliced from 9 exons. Gene Ontology annotation, biological process: protein quality control for misfolded or incompletely synthesized proteins; proteasome-mediated ubiquitin-dependent protein catabolic process; positive regulation of proteolysis.